Protobothrops mucrosquamatus (brown spotted pit viper) is the source of this 1437-nucleotide messenger RNA. RefSeq names its product NSL1 component of MIS12 kinetochore complex (gene NSL1). The record is from RefSeq and is a predicted model, not a curated record. NCBI's taxonomy places the organism in Eukaryota, Metazoa, Chordata, Lepidosauria, Squamata, Viperidae. Gene Ontology annotation, cellular component: kinetochore; MIS12/MIND type complex. The coding region runs from base 1 to 810 and encodes 269 amino acids. Gene Ontology annotation, biological process: mitotic sister chromatid segregation. The transcript is spliced from 6 exons.
AUGGCAGCCGAGAUGGAGGCGCUGCAGCUGACGGGGGCUGCGGCAGUUUGUCCUCCGUUGCCGAGUCCGGAGCCGCGAGUGCAGUGCCUUUCACGCCGAUGGACGGCCGAGUUGCUGGAUCAUUGCAGACCGUUCGUGCGCAGACUCGGGGCUGGUCAGGCUGUUGAGACCGAGAACUUGGAACAGGCUGUUGGGGAAGCGCUUUGGAACUUUGAAACAGCUGUACAAGAGAAUAUCACUGUUAAUGGGCAGCCAUGGCAGGAAUCAUCAAAUCUUCAAAAUGACACAGACAUUAAACUCCUUGAAGAUCAGCUUGAUGAAUUAAUUGUGGAAGUGGCUUCCAAGCGUAGUCAGUAUCCUAGAAAAAUGCAAAUAAAUGUUGUUAAAGGCAUUAAAAUGCAACAAAAAUUGUUGGGCUAUCAACCUUUUGUGAACUGUCAAGACAUAAAAGUUGAACCUUCUCAAGAUCAGUCUAUGGUAGAACUGAGACUUUCAACAAAAACUAUGUCUAGAUAUACUGGAGAAUCAUUUAAGUCGCUGUCAUCCCUUGUAGAAAGAGCAGAAGGCUUCUCAAAAGCAUUGUCUUUACAACAAACUUUGGAACAAUGCAGACUCCAUCAAGAAAUCAUGUUUGGUUCUGAAGUUAAGAAAGAGGAUAAAAAUGAUGUAAAAAACCUUACAUCACAAGUGGAAGUUAUACCUUCACAAACUGCUAGCGGUAAUUCUGUUCUACUCAAAAUAAAGAGAUCAUCAUGUUCUCCACAGAGACGCUACCCACUCCGACAAAGAAAACUUAGUCACACUACAUGAACACAGCCAUUCAGCUUUCUGAUUUUUUUGUUUAUAUAGCAUCCUUAGUGAUCUCCUGGAAUCCAUAUAAUCAAACAAAUUUUGUUUGAUAGUGAUGAAAUUCGAUACUGGAUCCCUUUAUAUAGCUAUUCUAUAAAAUACUGGAGCAUAUUAUUAAAUUUUAACAUUUUUGUUUGAAACUAAAUUUGCCAACAGUAUAUUACAGCAGAAUGAUCUUCUACAAGGACUUUGACUUGUUUAUGAAAACAUAAAUGCUUUAAUGGUAAUCUUUCCAAACAUUAGGUAAUGCUCUUAAUACAUGAAGUUGUACAUUUCCAUAGCAAAGAAUCUUGCUGAGUGGAACUUCAAAAGAACUAUAAGCAGAGCAUCUGUAACUGGAGUUUCAGAGAACAACUCCUGAAAUUUCUGAGGCAAAUCCUCAAUCCUUUAGAUGCAUAUUGAGGGAUAUCUAGUUCCCUGUAACUGUUUGUGGAUUUCUACAUCAGUAUACUUUUAAACUGAACUCAAUUUGUGUAUAUGUUCAUUAUAGCUAUAGGCCGGGGUUAAAGAUUAAAAGUAUUUAGCUGCAGAUUGUGUCUUCACUAUAGUCUAAAAACUAAUGAGGAAGAAGUAUAGUUUGAUGCUAAU